Molecule: messenger RNA, 438 nt
Organism: Sphenostylis stenocarpa
Lineage: Eukaryota; Viridiplantae; Streptophyta; Magnoliopsida; Fabales; Fabaceae
Source: the annotation of a GenBank genome assembly
AUGACAGUUCUAUCGCCGGCGACCGCCACUGAAUCCGGCGAAGACGCGGUGCGGAUCGCGUUCGCUAACCGACGCUGCAUGUUCCUCUGCCUCCCUUGCUUCCCCUCUGAAUCCUCGUCGUCGACGUGGUGGCAGGAUCUUCAGUCACCGCCGAACAAGGAGAGAUGGUGGUACCGGCGAUGGAAGAUGGUGAGGGACUGGAAAACCGUCGUUCGCCGCUUCAACAAUAACAGAAGCAACCACUACAAGAGUCACGGUUCAUUCCGCUACGAUCCGCUCAGCUACGCUCUCAACUUUGACGACGGAACUGCGGUCGGAGACGACGAUCACGAACACAAAGGCUUCUCAGCUCGCUUCGCCUCCAUUCCGCAGCCGGAGAAAACCGCCGCGUACUUGCGCGAGGAGCACGCGCCGCCUGUGUCGAAUUUCGAGAAAUGA